Messenger RNA from Staurois parvus, 2571 nucleotides. The record is from the annotation of a GenBank genome assembly. Lineage: Eukaryota; Metazoa; Chordata; Amphibia; Anura; Ranidae.
AUGGCGGAGUCGGGGCAAGACGUCCCCAUGGACGCUGCUGUUGAGAAAAGAGUGGAAGAACUGGAAAAAAUAAAUGCAGAACUUCUUAGGACCAAGCAGCAACUGGAGCAAGAAUUUAAUCAGAAGAGAGCUAAGUUUAAGGAGUUAUACUUGACCAAGGAAGAGGAUUUAAAGCGCCAGCAUGUCGCUGCACAGGCUGCACAAGAUGAGAUAGCUCAACUGAACCUCCAGUUAUCAGAAGCACAUGCAGAGAUGGAAAACAUCAAAGCUAUUGCUACAGUGUCAGAGAACACUAAGCAGGAAGCCAUUGAUGAGGUGAAGAAACAAUGGCAAGAAGAGGUGGCAUCUCUGCAAGCUAUCAUGAAAGACACAGUGGGUGAAUAUGAAAUUCGGUUUCAUCGCAGAUUGGAGCAGGAGCGUGCACAGUGGGGACAGUACAGAGAUUCUGUGGAAAGAGAGAUUGCAGAGCUUAGGAGGCGGCUUUCUGAAGGCCAACAAGAAGAGAACUUGGAAAAUGACAUGAAAAAGGCUCAAGAGGAUGCAGAAAAGCUGCGUUCCGUAGUGAUGCCCAUGGAAAAAGAGAUUGGAACAUUAAAGGAGAAGUUGUCAGAAGCGGAGGAGAAGAUCAAGGAGCUUGAAGCAUCUAAGGUGAAGGAAUUGAAUCAUUACCUGGAAGCUGAAAAAUCCUGCCGGACAGACUUAGAGAUGUAUGUGGCUGUUUUAAAUACUCAAAAGUCUGUCCUUCAAGAAGAUGCUGAAAAGCUAAGGAAAGAGUUACAUGAAGUUUGUCAUCUGCUAGAACAAGAGAGGCAACAACACAAUCAGCUGAAACAUACAUGGCAGAAGGCCAAUGAUCAGUUCCUUGAGUCCCAGCGUUUGAUGAUGCAAGACAUGAAGCGCAUGGAGUCUGUGUUGACCACAGAACAGCUACGACAAGUCGAGGAAAAGAAAAAGAAAGACCUGGAAGAAGAUGAGCAAAGAAGCCGUAGCAAAACGGAGAGGAAACAGAAAAGAGAAGAGGAGGAAUCAAAAAUAACACUUACUCAUGAAGAAUCCUUUCCAAAUCUUCAAAUUCAAGAGGGUCUCCUAAACAGUUCUCAUGGCUCAAUCCAUUCAUUGGAUGCAGACAUAACAUUGCAUGAAGGAGAAUGUUUUGGCAAGCAAGAGGACUUAUUUAAAGAUGGACUUCGAAGAGCACAGUCUACAGAUAGUCUAGGCACAUCUGGGCCAUUGCAGGCAAAAACCUUGGUAUAUAACAACAAAGCCAAAUCAGCUGGCAACCUUGAUGAAUCUGACUUCGGCCCCCUUGUAGGAGCAGAUUCUGUUUCUGAGAAUUUUGACACUUCUUCCCUUGGAUCUUUGCACAUGCCAAGUGGAUUCAUGUUAACCAAAGAUCAGGAGAAAGCAAUCAAAGCCAUGACUCCUGAGCAAGAGGAGACCGCAUCGCUGCUCUCAAGUGUCACACAGGUUACGGAGAGUGCAUAUGUUCCUCCAUCUGGUUACCGUUUGGUGAGCGAGACAGAAUGGAAUUUAUUACAAAAAGAGGUGCACACAGCUGGUAAUAAGCUAGGACGACGAUGUGAUAUGUGCUCUAAUUAUGAAAAACAGUUGCAGGGGAUUCAGACACAGGAAGCAGAAACAAGAGAUCAAGUUAAAAAACUGCAAGUAAUGCUGAGACAAUCAAAUGACCAAUCUGAGAAAAGCUUAAAAGAAAAGCAGGAACUGGAGGAGUAUUUAAAGCAAAAUUCUGAAGAAACUGUUAAACAGAUAACUGCCCUAACACUGCGAGCUCAGGAUUCAGAAGCGUUGCUCGCUGAAAUUCAGCAGACGUUCUCUCUAGCAAAGAGAAGUGUUCAAGAACAGAUGGCUGUGCUGACACAGUCACGGGAGCAAGUCUCUGAAGAGUUGACUAGGCUACAGAAGGACAAUGAGAGUCUUCAAGGAAAACAUAGCUUGCAUGUGUCACUACAGCAGGCAGAAAAUUUCAUUCUUCCUGAAACAAUUGAGGAACUACAUGAAUUAGUUCUGAAAUAUAGGGAAGAUAUUAUAAGUGUCCGGACUGCAUCAGACCACCUUGAAGAAAAACUGAAAGCAGAAAUUUUAUUCUUAAAGGAGCAAAUUCAAGCAGAGCAAUGUCAGAAAGAAAAUAUAGAAGAAACCCUACAGAUUGAAAUAGAAAAUUGUAAAGAGGAGAUAGCAUCAAUAUCAAGUUUAAAAGUUGAGCUGGACAGAAUAAAAGCAGAAAAAGAGCAGCUAGAGUCUACCUUACAAGAAAAGACAAAAGAACUGCAGAAUAUUCAAGAAUUCAGAAAUUCCUUGGAGGACCAACUUAGAAAAGAGACAUCCAGCAAGACUAGCCUGGAACAGCUUUUAUUUGAAGAAAAGAACAAGGCACAGAGGCUGCAGACAGAAUUGGAUGUCAGUGAGCAAGUGCAGAGAGAUUUUGUGAAGUUAUCCCAAACAUUGCAGGUGCAGCUGGAGCGUAUUCGGCAGACUGAGUCCUUGGAUGCCAUUCGAGCUAUUCUGAAUGACACAAAACUGACAGACAUUAAUCAGCUUCCUGAAACAUGA